Messenger RNA from Tupaia belangeri chinensis (Chinese tree shrew), 1730 nucleotides. It is a transcript of the gene PNKP, whose product is annotated as polynucleotide kinase 3'-phosphatase. Gene Ontology annotation, cellular component: nucleus. Gene Ontology annotation, molecular function: protein binding; double-stranded DNA binding; polynucleotide 3'-phosphatase activity. Lineage: Eukaryota; Metazoa; Chordata; Mammalia; Scandentia; Tupaiidae. Gene Ontology annotation, biological process: DNA repair. The record is from RefSeq and is a predicted model, not a curated record. The transcript is spliced from 17 exons. The coding region runs from base 127 to 1689 and encodes 520 amino acids.
CGAGUGAGUGCGGGGCCGAGGCGAGGGCGCGUGUGAGACCCCUGGCUAGUGCUCCGGGAGUAAGCAUCCCCCCUCGCUCAGGAUGGACACGACGUUGCCGUCUGGGAAACGACGCCGUCUCCUAGGAUGGCCGAGGUGGGGGCCCCGGGACGCUUGUGGCUGGAGAGCCCCCCUGGGGGUGCACCGCCUAUCUUCCUACCCUCGGACGGACAAGCCCUGAUCCUGGGCAGGGGACCCCUGACCCAGGUUACGGACCGGAAGUGCUCCAGAAACCAAGUGGAGCUGGUCGCAGACCCUGAGACGCGGACAGUGGCCGUCAAACAGCUCGGAGUGAACCCUUCCACUGCCGGGACCCAGGAGCUGAGGCCAGGGUUGGAGGGCUCUCUGGGGGUGGGGGACACGCUGUAUUUGGUCAACGGCCUCCACCCGCUGACCCUGCGCUGGGAAGACACUUGCACGUCAGGAUCCCAGCCAGAUUCUCCACACGGCACCCCUCUGGUGGCCCCAGAAGAGGAGGAUGCCAAGCAGCAGAAAAAGAGGAUGCGGAAGUCAUCCCCUGGCUGGGAGAAGUUCGAAAAGUUGCUAGUGUUCACUGCAUCUGGGGUGAAGCCCCUUGGCAAGGUGGCUGCCUUUGAUCUGGACGGGACCCUCAUCACCACCCGCUCUGGGAAGGUCUUUCCCACCGGCCCCAGUGACUGGAGGAUCCUGUUCCCAGAGAUUCCGCGGAAGCUCCGGGAGCUGUGUGCUGAGGGUUACAAGCUGGUGAUCUUCACCAACCAGAUGGGCAUCGGGCGCGGAAAGCUGCCCGCAGAGGAGUUCCAGGCCAAGGUGGAGGCGGUGCUGGAGAAGCUGGGGGUGCCCUUCCAGGUGCUGGUGGCCACGCACGCAGGCCUGUACCGGAAGCCGGUGACCGGCAUGUGGGACCACCUGCAGGAGCAGGCCAAUGAGGGCGUGCCAGUCUCCAUCGCAGACAGCAUCUUCGUGGGAGAUGCAGCAGGACGCCCAGCCAACUGGGCGCCAGGACGGAAAAAGAAAGACUUCUCCUGUGCAGACCGCCUGUUUGCCCUCAACCUUGGCCUGCCGUUUGCCACGCCUGAGGAGUUCUUCCUUAAGUGGCCGGUUGCUGCCUUCGAGCUCCCAGCCUUUGACCCGAGGACUGCCUCCCCUUUGGGGCCUCUCUGCCUCCCCGAGUCCAGCUCUCUCCUGAGCUCCAGCCCAGAGGUGGUCAUCGCUGUGGGAUUUCCUGGGGCCGGGAAGUCCACCUUUCUCAGGGAGCACCUUGUGUCGGCCGGAUACGUCCACGUGAACAGGGACACGCUGGGCUCAUGGCAGCGCUGUGUGAGCCUGUGUGAGACUGCGCUGAAGCAAGGGAAGCGGGUGGUGGUCGACAACACAAACCCAGACGCCGCAAGCCGUGCCAGGUACAUCCAGUGCGCCCGGGCUGCUGGCGCCCCCUGCCGCUGCUUCCUGUUCACCACCACGCUGGAGCAGGCUCGCCACAACAACAGGUUCCGUGAAAUGACCUGCUCCUCCCACGUGCCAGUGUCCGAUGUGGUCAUGUUCGGCUACAGGAAGCAGUACGAGGCCCCAACACUGGCCGAAGGCUUCUCGGCCAUCCUGGAGAUCCCGUUCCAGCUGCGUCCUGAGCCCCGGCUGGCCCGUCUAUACCGUCAGUUCUCUGAGGGCUGAGAUCCCAGCCCCCCUCCCACAAUAAAGGAUCUUUCUUUAGA